AAGCUCUUCAAAACCUGUUCAAACCCCUCAAACUCGAUCACAAUUUAGGUUUAAUCCAAUAACCCCACUAAAAUUACUAAAAUAUCCAAACGUUACACUUGUGGUGAUAUAUAUAACAGUAAUAUAUACAAUAAUUCAUAUUCAAAACAUUAGCGUUCCUCGAAAUUUUUCCACAAAAUAUAAAUUAUCAGAAGCAAGUAUUGGAUUAUUAUUUCUUGCACCUUGUGCUGGAUUUAUAUUCGGAAGUUUUAUAGGAGGAAAAUAUUCAGAUUUUCUAUUAAAAAAAACAUUAAAUUCCGAUGGAACUCUUCCAGAAAUUAGAAUACUUAGUGUCUGGUUUGGCACAUUAUUAAUUCCAAUUACUUGCUUUAUUUAUGGAUGGCUAUUAGAGGAUAAUUUUCGUUACGAAGUAUUGUUAGUCGUAUGGUUCUUUUGCGCAUUUGGAAUAUUAAGCUCAUUUAAUUCUUUAGCAACAUACCUUGUUGAUGCAUGCCCUGGACGUGGUGCUUCAGUGACAGCAUUAAAUAAUUCUAUUAGAUAUAUAAUAGCUGGAAUUUUGACAAUUUUUGAAACUACAAUAGAAGAUAAUUUUGGUAUUCGUUGGUCAUUUGUUUUCAUAAGUGGUUUAAGUUUUAUUG
Scutellospora calospora is the source of this 638-nucleotide messenger RNA. The record is from the annotation of a GenBank genome assembly. Lineage: Eukaryota; Fungi; Glomeromycota; Glomeromycetes; Diversisporales; Gigasporaceae.